UUCAGCUCUGCAAUGCUUUCCGAACACAAGAUAUGGAGAUCGAUCAGUGUUUACUGGAGUCACUUCCUUCAGGACGGAGGCAGCAGCUGGUGAAACGUACGCGAUGUGAACAAGUAAAGGCUUAUUACGAGCGGGAAAAACUCCAGCAACAGACUGGAUUCAAACACAAACAAGCAAAGAAGAGAAAUGUCCACUUUAGGCCAACAGACAUGAUAAAGGAGGCCAUUGUAAGACAUGAUGAAAAAGAAGUGCUUAAGCUACUAAAGGAUGGUGCUGAUCCCAAUACAUUGAUUUCCUCAGGAGGCUCUCUGCUCCACCUGUGUGCUCGACAUGACAACAUCUUUGCUGCAGAGAUUCUGAUCGAAAAGGGAGUAAAUGUGAAUCACCAGGAUGAAGACUUGUGGACCUCGUUACAUGUGGCAUGUGCUUGCGACAAUCCCGAUUUUGUUCUGCUCCUCAUGGUGGCUGGAAUUAAUGUUUUACUCCAAGAUGUUAAUGGAAAUAUUGCAUUGGAUUAUGCAAUGGAUGGCACGGAAACAAGUUUCAUCCUUCUUGGACAUCUGGAAGAUAAUGGUGUUGAUGUAAACUCCUUACUGCAGAUAAAGAUGCAGCGGCCUUCAAAGAUGUUGGAAGAUGUUAGGAAUCUUGUGGCAUGCAAAGGAAAUGUUGAUCAAAAGAAUGAUGAAGGAGUCACUUUGCUACACAUGGCAUGUGCUAGUGGCUAUAUGGAUGUAUCCACUGUACUUCUGGGGAACAGAGCUGACCCGGAUGUCUAUGAUAACUGCUUCUGGACACCGCUUCAUCUAGCUGCAAAGUAUGGACAGAUUGCUAUCGUAAAGUUGCUUUUGAUACAUCAUGCAAAUCCCAAUCUUCUCAACUGUAAUGCGGAAAGACCCUCAGAUGUGGCCACAGCUGAGUAUCUCGAAGAAAUGUUACUGAAAGCAGAAGAAGACUGGAAGGAAAUGGGAAGACAAUGCACAGCUUGCCUUAAUACUGAAAUCAACGAGGAAGCAAACCAAGAACAUCAUUACAGCACUCCUAUUCCAAUGAAACAAAUCACCCCUCUCGCCCUGCCGAUAGCCAAACAGGACAGCAUGUUGGAAAAAGAUACGUUAUUUAAAGCUGCCUCGAGGAGCUUGUGCAAACAGAAUUCACAAGAGAGACUCUGCGCCAAUGUUACGAUGAACGGCACUUGUGGAGUUGAACAGGUGAAGCUGGUUCCUCCUGCUCCAAAUGAUGAUCUGUCCACCUUGAGUGAAUUGACAGAUAGAAGUCUCCUCUAUGAAAUUCAGAAGCGGUUCAGCAAUAAUCAGAUAUAUACACACAUCGGACAUAUUUUGCUGCUGGUAAAUCCAUAUAAGGACCUCCCAAUCUAUUCGACUAUCGUCACUCAGAUUUACCGGAGUAGUACAGGAAAGUUAUGUACUUCACUGCCGCCCCAUAUAUUCUCAUGCACUGAAAGAGCCCUUCAUGUUAUGUGGCAGGAACAAAAGUCACAGUGCUUCAUCCUAAGUGGCGAGAGUGGAUCAGGGAAGACAGAGGUCUGCAAACACAUUGUAAAGCAUCUGGCACGUCGAGCUGCAGCGACUGAGUGUAUGUUUGAAACAAAGUUUAACCAUGUCAACUGUGUGCUGGAAUCCUUUGGCCAUGCAAAAACCACGUUGAACUUGUCCUCCAGCCGGUAUAUGAAAUGGCUAGAAGUGCAAUUCGACGAAAACAAUAGGACUUUAUCUGGAGCUAGAGUCCAUGCCUACUGCUUAGAGAAGUCUCGUCUUGUCUCCCGACCACCAAACCAGUGCAAUUUUAAUAUUUUCUACCAGAUGACCGAUGGCCUAUCAACUGAGGGAAAGUGUGCUUCGUACCUCAGCAAUCCUUUUGCACACAGAUACAUGAACCAAGAUGGACAAGAACCAACAGCAUCCGAGGUAGCAAUAAACAGAGACAAGUUUUUUGCUGUGAAGCAAGCCUUGUGCACUCUGGGUUUCAGCAAUCUGGAAAUUGAUAGCCUGUUUCUGAUUCUAUCUGCAAUCUUGCUACUGGGGGACAUCCAGUUUUUGACCCUUACAGAUACCGAAACAGCAUGUGUGUCAGAUGUGCAAUUAUUAGAACAAGUGGCUGGUAUUCUGCAAGUGUCACCUGAUGAGUUCAAUUCAGCUUUAACCUCUGACAUUCAUUAUUCUAAAGGAGAUGUGAUUUUCAGGAGGCACACAGUUGAUGUGGCAAAUUUUUACCGAGACCUGCUGGCAAAGACACUUUAUGGUCGUUUAUUUCACUUCUUGGUGGACCAUAUUAAUUACUACCUCCAAAAUCACAAUAAUAUGGCAAGCAAAUCAACUCUUAACGUUGGGAUAUUGGACACAUUUGGCUUUGAAGAUUUCCAGAAGAAUGGUUAUGAACAGCUUUGUAUCAAUAUGACUAAUGAGAAGAUCCAUCAGUAUGUACAUGAAACACUUUUUCAACAGCAGCAAAUGGAAAAUAUUCAAGAAGGUACCACCCUGGAACAGGCAAACUUUCUGGACAACCAAAAUGCAAUCUUGGACUUCUUUUUUCAGAAACCUGGUGGCUUACUAUCAAUACUUGAUGAAGAAGGUGAAACUCUUCGAUCAACAGAACAAAACCUCAGAAAAUGUCUGCAAACUUAUAUAGAAUCAGCUCAACCCAACACUGUGUACAAAUCCACAAAGGGUGGAAAUGAAACCAACCCAUCAAAAGAUCAAGCUUUAGCCUUCACAAUCAUGCAUUACGCAGGACGGGUAACAUAUAAUUUAACAGGAGCUGCUGAAAAGAACAAAACGUCACUUUCACAAAACCUCCUCAUUGUUAUGAAAGCCAGUGAAAAUGUCCUUAUUCACCAAAUCUUUCAGAGAAAAAGAACCCAAACUGCUUCUCUUAUACCCUCUCAACAUCACAUGAGUUUCAGAGGACCGAAAACUGUGCUGUUGUCUCAGAAUGUGUGCUUUACAUCUCGAACCAAAGGAUUAAAGAAGUUCCUGGAGCUUAACAGCAAGUUCCUGAAGAAGAAGAGAGCAACAACAUUCUUCCCCUGUCUUGAUCACGAUGGGUCCAUGACUUUGGCUGCUCAGCUCAGGAGCUCGAUUUGUGAUAUAAUGGGAGAACUCAAGAAUUCAACACCUCAUUUAGUAUACUGUAUCAAGCCCAACACAUCAGCACAGGCAGACGUAUUUGAUGACUUCUACGUCUCGGCUCAGUUGCAGUAUAUUGGUGUUCUGGAGAUAGUGAAGCUGAUUCGUCAUGGAUACCCUGUACGACUAUCUUUCUCCAACUUUCUCGCAAGAUACAAGACUCUGGCUGAAAUAAGCGCGGGGGUUAGAAAGGAGCUUUCUGCCGAGGACAAGUGUCAUCUUAUCCUUCAGCAGUGCAAGUUACAAGGCUGGCAGAUAAACCAGGGGGACGUGCUUAUGAAGUACUGGCAAGCAGAUCACCUUAAUGAUCAGUGCCUUCUCUUGCAGAAGAAAAUUGUCAUCUGCCAAAAAGUUGUCAGAGAAUUUCUAGCCCGCCAGAAAUUGGUGCAGAGGAUGAGCAUCAAGCGAGAGGUCAGCACCAUUGAAAGGUUUUUGCAGCUUGUGGAAGAUAUGGGGCUGAAGGCGUACGAUUCCUUGGUCAUUCAGAACGCGACUGACAUUGCACGCGAAAACGACAGGAUCAGAAAUGAACUCAACACAGUUUACAUGAGGGAAAAGUUAGAGGCACGACACAGCGAUGAGCCUGCCACAAUACGCCUCUUGGGGUGCCGAGCACUGAAGCAUUUCCUCUCCAGCUCGGUGCCGAUACCUACCCUUGCCGAUGGGUUGGCACAUUCUGUGAUUGGAUCAUCUAUCAGAUCACCCUCCCUUCACUCAGUAUUCACUAUGGAUGAUAGCAGUGGCCUGCAGUCACCACGGAAACAACCUCCUCCCAAGCCAAAGAGGGACCCCAAUACGCGGCUGAGUGCUUCAUAUGAGGCUGUGACUGCAUGCAUAUCGCCGGCUUCUAAAGAAGCACCAAAUGAAGUUCUGACAAAACCGAGACCGCACAGUGAUGACUACAGCACAAUGAAAAAGAUUCCUCCACCAAAGCCGAAAAGGAGCCCCAACACCAGACUGACUGGUUCCUAUGAAGAGAUUUACGUGAGGAAGCCACCUUCACUUAAGUUCACAUGCUCGAUGACUAAAGCAGUUCCGAGCACUGGAAUUAUUCAACGUGCCGCAUCUGCCGACGGGCCGCAAUACGGCACGCUGAGUCUCCAUCUGUUGCACAACGAGGACGUUGAGCCCGUUUAUAUCGAAAUGGGGGGAGCAGCGGGCAAUUACCUGGUCGAGAUGGAGAGUCCCGAUCAAGGAGAGUCUGUUUACGAAGAGAUGAAGUACUGUCUCCUGGAAGACAGUCCCUGCUCUUCCUACUACUUUGACCAUGAGGCGUGUCCCCCACCCGGUUUUGAACGAAAAACGCCAACGCUGCCCGACGAUGUUGGAGCAGGCAGCCCUCCCGUGGCCGGCUGCAAAGUGUUAGGGUGUGACAUUCCGCCUCCCUUUCCCAACCUCCUUCCCCACAGACCCCCACUGCUGGUAUUCCCCCCAACGCCAGUGCAGUGCUCCCCUGCCUCCGAUGAGUCCCCACUCACACCGCUUGAAGUGAAGAGGAUACCAGUGCUGGAGACCAACCUGACUUACCCCAUGCCAGCCGAUGAAAUAUCGCCCACCUCGCCACAGUUUCCAAGCCAUCAAAUGGGUGAAGAUGGGCCGCCAGCAUCUCCAGACUUGGGUGUGUUCAGUGUAUCAGGAAAGAUGUCAUCGCCCCCAAUCACUCCUUCUCUCCCACUAAUUCCAACUCCACCCUAUAAGGCUACUUCACACUUUAUUUUCCCACCGGACAUUCCCACAUCUUGUUUUGCAAGUUCAGGAAAAUUAUCGUCAAACACGGAUGUUCCCAAAUUAUCACAGAAACCCAAUCCAUUGCCGGCAAGAGCUUCGCCUACAAACUCCAUGAGAUUACCCUCCUCGCCAGUAAAAAGUUGCAGGACAGAAACUGGGAAGAACCUCUCCUCCUCCACGGGGAACAUAUCACUACUCUCCCACUCGUCCACUGUUUCCAGACCUAUCACCAGCCCACUGGAUGAGUUAAGCAAUCUUUUCAGCUCAGGACGAAGUCUUCUGCGAAAAUCAGCAACGGGAAGAAAGAUACGGGAGCAAAGCGGUGUGUGUGGUGAAAGGAACUGUAGCCCGUCUAACAGAGAAGAAACCUGUGAACCAGGAGAUAUAUCAGAGAUGCAAGAUAACAAUGCGAACAAUCCUGUGACCAGGCUGUCUCCUGCAAUGACAGCAGCUCCAUCUGUUGAGAAUGGGAAUCAACUCCUGAAUGGUAAUUUGUAUUUCACGUAUCAGUGAGCUGUUGCAACUGUACAUGUAGCGAAUAUCUGUCAAAUGAAGCCAUGGUCCAAAAAGAAACGAUUGGCAGACUGUUUUUCCACAAGAUCUGAAGAACCACAAAAGCAUUGAGCAAUACCAUAUCUCGGAGCAGCUAGAAAAAAGCCACAUUCUACCCAAAACACUUGAGUGGGAACUCAGGACACAUGAAUUUCUAGUUAUCGGGAUUCCUCCAUAUAAUAAGUGGUAAAUCACAGAAUGAUCGGGACCAUGCUGCAAGAUUUUAAUUGUUUGCUUAUUUAAAACAAUUGACAACUGACUUCUUUCAAACUUUUCAAGAAUUAAAUUUUUUUCGUUAUGUGAGCAAGGACAAUAAAGGCUGUUGAAUGCCCUUCUAAAAAUGGAGAUUCUGUACAUUAUAAAGCAUAAAACCUGUUUACAGUAAAAUGUAUUCAUCUUAAUAGAUAGGAUCUUGUUCACUCAAUGCUCUUCAUUUGAAAAUCUUAAUUGAAAAUAAUAUGUCAGGCAAUAGAUUUUAUAUCUGAACUGAACUGCCAUCAUUGUAUUUUCAAAUGACAAGAGUUGAUAUAAAAAAUAACUUGAAAAUUGUAAAUGAUUAAAUUUUGUUGAAAAUAUAAUGACACAAUAUGCUUGCAAGUUCAGUCGGGGCAUGUAGAAUUUGAAAAGUUCUGACCUGAUUUCGCAAGCUUUGGUACAACUUUAAAAUGCUCAAAUGGUAUCAUCUUAGGAGUAACAGAAGGAAAUGCUACUCUCUAAUAAUGUUCAUCCCAGCUUACAGUAGUAUUUAUUUCAGGUGUCUCGAGAUUUGAAUUCUAGAACUUCCCUUUCCCCUGACUCUCAGUCUAAAGAAGGGUCUCAACCCGAAGCGUCACCUAUUCCUUUUCUCCAGGGAUGCUGUCUGACCCGCUGAGUUACUCCAGCUUUUGGUCUGGAAGUCCAGAAGUUAGAUUCCUACGUCCAAAAGGAGCAUGACUGGAAAAUUAAACCCAGAGAUCAGGGAAUCUAAUUUUUUAUUCUGCUCAUUUCAUUUCCUGAUAUUCAGAUUAUUUCUAACUGAUAUUGAAGAUUUUCUCGUCAAAAUUUCACACUUACUCACCUAUUUUAUAAAAAUUAAUGUCUUUGCUUAAACAGACAAAUGAAUUUCAAGUGGAUUUAGUGAUUUAGAGUCAUAGAGUAAUAGAAUGAUACGUUGUGAAAACAGGCCCUUCGGCCCAACUUAUCCCAGUGACACUAGUCCCACCUGCCCGCAGUUGGUCCAUAUCCCUCCAAACCUGUCCGAUCCCAUGAUGUUAUUCAAUCCGUUUUUCAUAAAGGGGAAUAAAUAUAUUGGGGACAAUGAUUCACCUUGAUAUAUCUGGUGCAGUUAAUAAGGUAAUGCUCAAAUGAAAUUAAGUUAUGGAAUAUAAUGAGGUUAUCAUAUAAAUGUUUGCAUAACGAGGUAGUGCAGCCUGUUGGAGUUCCAGCUUCAGGAACUAUUCAGGAACUAUCCUGCAUUAUUCACGUAAAGAUGCAUCAUCCAUAAAGGAUGCUAAAGACACAAAGCAAUAACAAAUAUGCUCAGACAAAACCUUGUGGCUGAUCUGCAUUUGAGGAUGGACGGCAGCUAAAUUGUGAACUUCUUCGGCUGAAAAGGGUGUGGGUAUUAUUUUGAUGUUCAAAAUUUCCUGGGCUCUUAAAUUUGCUCAGACUAGUGGACUCCUGCUCUCUGCAGGGUCUGCCUGACAAUCUUAAGCAGAAAUCAUUUCAUGAGGCACAUUGCCCAAAAGCAUCCCAACUAUGUGAAAUGUAACGCUUCUCCCAAAUGCACCAAUCGAUGGUCUUUUGCUGUAACUCCUUUCUGAGCACACAAUUGGAACUUUGCACCUUUCUGCAGAUAUUGAAUAUUACUGACGAAUUUCCACUGGUGCCAAUGUUGAGGGCUGUGAAGAUCCUUGGCCCGAAGAUAGACACAAAAAGCUGGAGUAACUCAGCAAUGAGAGGCAGCAUCUCUGGGGAGAAGGAAUAGGUGGCGUUUCGGGUCGAGACCUUUGAAGAAGGGUCUAGAUUCGAAACGUCACCCAUUCCUUCUCUCCAGAAAUGCUGCCUGUCCUGUUGAGUUACUCCAGCUUUUUGUGUCUAUCUUCGGUUUAAACCAGCAUCUGCAGUUCCUUCUUACACACAGAUCCUUGCCCCUCUCUGUUCAGACACGGCAUUGCUACAUACCAGAGCAUCCUUAGCUAUUUAGGGACUUUAUGGCUUUAGGGACCAAUAUAUUUUCACUGAAGCCUUUCCAUUCAAAUAUUCUGCUGGGAACCAAGUGAUGUACCGGACCAUCCUUACAAGGUGAAAAUCAAAAGCUAUGCUUCUCUUCUAAACUGCUGGAUGAGCAUUGGAACUUGCAAUGAGUUAAUGACUUGCAAUAGGGAGAAACAAAACUCAUCCUAAAAGUACAGAAGUGAUUUUCGUGUGUAGGAAGGAACGACAUAUGCUGGUUUAAACUGAAGAUAGACACAAAAAACUGGAGUAACUCAGCGGGUCAGACAGCAUUUCUGGAUAAAAGGAAUAUGUGGCGUUUCAGGUCGAGAUGAUUGAAGAUGGGUCUCGACCCGAAACGUCGCCUAUCCCAUUUCUCCAGUGAUACUGUCUGACCCGUUGUGUCACUCCAGCUUUUUGUGUCUAACUUCAAAGUGAUUUUCCAUCAUUAACAUUGUUCUAACUUCACACAGGAAUAUUUUCUGGCUCACGUUUUCAGGAAUUGAGUUCAGGCUGUUUUACAGAUUCUCAGAUCAGCAAAUAUGAGGAAAAAUAAGUGAAUCAACUGUCUAUAUAUCAUAUUAGAAAGAACAGUACAGUGUCCCAAAAAACAAUUAUUUUCUUCAAAGAAGAUAGACACAAAAUGCUGGAGUAAAUCGGCAGGACAGGCAGCAUCUCUGGAUAGAAGGAAUGCUGCCUGUCCCACUGAGUUACUCCAGCAUUUUGUGUCAAUCUUCGGUGUAAACCUGUUGCUUCCUACUAAUUCUUUUCUUCAUUUUACCUUGCAACCUCAUUCAUUUUAGUGUCAACACAGGCUUCAGAAAUAAAAUGUAAUAUAUACUUUACAAAUUACUUAUGCUGUGUCAUAGGUUAAGUUUAUAAUUUAACAGUGUUUCUUUGUACCAUGUUGGGGUUAAACUGCCUCUUUUGCAUGUCGUUCAUGGUGCUUUUCACUUCGAACUGGAUCCGUCUUUCAGGAAACUGCAUUCCUCUGAGUGAUGUGGUUUACACAGUGACAUAAAUUUGUAACUGUUUCUUGGCUUACCUUUAGUAACACCUUGCAUUUGUAAUUUCCAUUGUAAUAUUGUUGAUCAAAUUCUGAUAUCAAAUUUCUAUCAGUGUUCUAUCGUCAACAAAUUACAUUUUCAAUAAAAAGAUUAUAUUUCAGUGUAUACCUGUUUCCGAUUUGAAUAAAUCAACUGGAUAGAUAUUUCUGUCAUGGCAGAUCUUUUUUGCUCUGUUUUGCUCUUCUGACUCUGAACAAGUACACCGUUUACUACAGACUGUACCAUACUGCAUGAAUGGUGUAGCUAGAAUCCAGAAACAGUAUUAUUGUAUGCAUCUGCACGGUGGCACUGCGGUAUAGUUGCUGCCUUAAGCCCCGUCCCACUUUCACAACCUAAUUGGUGACCUCUGCUGAGUUUGCCCUUGAUUCAUACUUGCAGCAUGGUCGCCACGAGGCCGUAGGAGGUCGUAGGAGGCCUUCGUAACUCUUCCUCGUGCUCGUGAGUGGUCUCCGCGUACUCGUGGCCUCAAGUAGGUCGCAACGUUUCUCCCAGCCUGAUAAAAAAUGUCCACGAGUAAAAAAAAGGGCGGCAUGGAAAAAAUCGAUACUUUUUACUCAUAGGUAGGUCGUAAGUAGGUC
Messenger RNA from Leucoraja erinaceus (little skate), 9261 nucleotides. It is a transcript of the gene myo16, whose product is annotated as myosin XVI. Gene Ontology annotation, biological process: neuron projection morphogenesis; negative regulation of G1/S transition of mitotic cell cycle; phosphatidylinositol 3-kinase/protein kinase B signal transduction. Bases 33 to 5384 code for a protein of 1783 amino acids. Gene Ontology annotation, molecular function: protein phosphatase binding; cytoskeletal motor activity; ATP binding. Gene Ontology annotation, cellular component: myosin complex; perinuclear region of cytoplasm; nucleoplasm. The transcript is spliced from 32 exons. The record is from RefSeq and is a predicted model, not a curated record. Lineage: Eukaryota; Metazoa; Chordata; Chondrichthyes; Rajiformes; Rajidae.